Molecule: messenger RNA, 1017 nt
Organism: Umbelopsis ramanniana AG
Lineage: Eukaryota; Fungi; Mucoromycota; Umbelopsidomycetes; Umbelopsidales; Umbelopsidaceae
Exons: 2
Coding region: 1-732 (243 amino acids)
Source: RefSeq, a predicted model, not a curated record
AUGCUUUUUGCACACGUACAUGCUGACAAUGCAGCAGUCCUGCAAAAAAAUCGUAGACACCGACCGCCGGUGCGUUAUUUACGUUUUUUUCUCUUCUCACAGUAUCAAACGUGCCUAAACAUGAGCGGACCUUUUUCAUGGUUUAACGAGCCUGCUUCGCAGAAAGCAGCUCCCAUCGAAAAAACCAAUGAUGGGUACAAGAUCAAAUUGGUACAAGCUACCAGCCUACCCCAAACUGAUUUUUGGCGCAAACCCCCACAAACUCAUCGUGACUCGGGGCACUUCUACUAUACCACUAUGGAAGGAGACUUUCGUCUCUCGUGCACGUUUCAUGGUAAAUGGAUCACCCAGUACGACCAAGCUGGGCUGAUGUGCAGAAUCAAUGAUCGGAAAUGGAUUAAGACUGGGAUUGAAUUGGAUGAAGACACCAUUUUUGCAAGCUGCGUUGUGACCGACCCUUACUCCGACUGGUCGGUGGCCAAGGUAGAUCUAACAGCAGAACAAGAUCAUGUCUACAUGGUGAUGGAGAGGAAAGCGGGUGACAUCGUUAUUCGAUAUGCUUUGGUCGGCGAAGGAGACUCAACGAAGGAAGUGGCCACGUUGCCUCUUCGGACUGUAAAUGGGCAUACCGGCCAAUCUGACAAAAUUGAGAUAGGCGUCAUGCUCUGUUCCCCUAAAAGUGAAACUGGAGUACAAGUCGAUUUCCAUGACAUUUGUAUUCAACAAUUGUAACUCUGCUUUCUCUGAUGCUUUUUUUUUUUUUUACAUCGUUUGAACCUGAGUCAUUCCCUUUGGACUGUUUGUUGAUGCGGAGCCCACCUGUAUACUUUCCUUUUAAGCACUAGUUGGUUAACGUAGAAAAGGACGCAUUGAUCGGCUCUAGCCGCGCUAGAGCAGCAGUGCACUGGCGAUACUAUACCAUAAACAAGCGUCAAUGAAACAUAAUCUCGCGAAUAGACUCUUCUACGCUAUAUUGCAUUUCUUCUGUAAUGGAUCUGGCUGGCAUUGUAUGGGGUU